AUGGCAGAGAUUUCUCCUGAAAAGAAAUCCGGUUGUGGCCUGUUAAGUGCUGUUUUCGGCGGCAGAGGUCUAUGGCCUCGAAAACCCGACAAUUCGGCCAGGAAUCCGACCCCGUCGGCCCACAAAACCCAGACCGACGAGCAGGAUCAGAAACAAGGAGACCGCAUCAUAGCCCGGCCAGGCCCGAACCACUCGAAAUCUCCCCCUGUCUAUUACAACCAGCAUCAGGGCCCGCAUGCAUACAACCAAACCCAGCCCAAGAACGAAAUGGGCUACGUGCAGGGCCGAAAGCUCCCACAGGCCGCGCUGGGGCUGUCGGGCGAGCUCGACGGCAUGAUCGCCGAUCACCAGAAGUCGAAGGGGGCAGGGAAUUUGGUCCGGGCCUCGUCUGGCAACGUCAUGUUGUUCAGCAAUCUCGGCAACUUGAGAGGGCCGGGGAGUUCGGACACCUACACAAAGGAGGUGCACGGGCAGAUUUUGGGCAACGAGGAUUACAAGAAUGGGAGGUUUGCCGAGGCCGUGGCUCUCUAUGAUGCGGCUAUCUCCAUUGAUCCAAACAAGGCCUCUUACCGAAGCAAUAAAAGCGCGGCACUAACUGCCUUGGGGAAGCUUCUCGAGGCGGCCUUUGAAUGUCGGGAGGCUAUCCGAAUCGACCCUUUUUACCAUCGUGCUCAUAAUAGAUUGGCGACUCUUUACGUCAGAUUGGGAGAACCCGAAAAGGCCAUGUACCAUUUCAAACAAGCGGGAUCGGAUGCGGAUCCGGAUGCUAUGAACAAGGCUAAAAAGGUCCAAUUCCAUUUACACAAGUGCACCGAGGCAAAGAGUCAUCGAGAUUGGAACGCGCUUUUAAAGGAAACCGAGUUUUCGAUUGCAGCUGGUGCUGAUUCUGCGCCGUUGAUAUUAGCUUUGAAAGCUGAGGCCUUGCUGAAGCUCAACAGGCACCAAGACGCAAUCGAUGCCAUUGCCAACGGUCCGAAUUUCGACAUCGAUGAAUGCAUGAAAUUCUUUGGUCCUAUUGGGAGUGCAUCACUCUUGGUCAUUCGUGCUCAACUCGAUAUGAUCGAAGGGAGGUUUGAUGAUGCUAUAACAGCAGUACAACGCGCAUCACGGCUGGACCCCAACAACCGAGAGGCAAAUGCAGUCCUACACAAAACGAGAGCUGUUGCUACUGCCCGGGCCAAUGGCAACGAUCUCUUCAAGGCAUCUAGAUUCCAAGAGGCAUGCAACGCGUACGGUGAAGGACUAAACCACGACCAAUACAAUGCGGUUCUAUUGUGUAACCGAGCUGCAUGCCGCUCCAAACUCAGCCAGUACGAAAAGGCAGUCGAGGACUGCAAUUCUGCAUUAAACGUUCGCCCGUCUUACACCAAAGCAAGAUUGAGACGUGCCGAUUGCAAUGCCAAGAUGGAGAAGUGGACGGCUUGCUUACAAGAUUGCGAGGUGUUGAUGAGGGAAAAUCCGGAGGAUGAAGAGGUUUGUCGGAUGAUGAAUGAGGCGAAGCAACAGCUACUACUACGUUAG
This is a messenger RNA of Striga hermonthica, 1521 nucleotides long. NCBI's taxonomy places the organism in Eukaryota, Viridiplantae, Streptophyta, Magnoliopsida, Lamiales, Orobanchaceae. The record is from the annotation of a GenBank genome assembly.